AUGGGAGAGCCUCUAAGCCCCUAUAUGCAACCACCACCACUACCAAAAUCAAACUCGCCGGUUUUGUAUUAUGGCGUUUAUGUCAUUGGGAUAGCUGCAAUUGUUCUUGUAGCCUACAACCUCAUCAUCAUAAAAUGGUGCACAGAUCAUUCCAACAUCAGGCCAAGACAUGGAAUAAGUCAUGGCCACGAAACUACCUCGUCACCAAGAUUCGGUGACACAAGGAUGAACUCAAUGACAAGCUUCAAGUACAGGAAACAUGGACUAGAACAAGAUCAAGGUAACAUUUAUGAAUGUGUGGUGUGCUUAUCGGUAUUUGAAGAAGGUGAAGAUGUAAGAAAGCUGCCCAGAUGCCAGCAUUCCUUUCAUGCACCUUGUAUAGAUAUGUGGCUCUACUCUCACUCCGACUGUCCACUUUGUCGUUCCCUGGUUGAGAAACCGAUUCCUCAUCGGAAUAUUCCUGGCUCUCCAUCGGAGUAUUCUCGUGAAGGAUUGCUACAAGCAGGCACAGUAUAG
Olea europaea var. sylvestris is the source of this 516-nucleotide messenger RNA. Its product is annotated as RING-H2 finger protein ATL52-like. Gene Ontology annotation, biological process: protein ubiquitination. Lineage: Eukaryota; Viridiplantae; Streptophyta; Magnoliopsida; Lamiales; Oleaceae. The transcript has a single exon. The record is from RefSeq and is a predicted model, not a curated record. Bases 1 to 516 code for a protein of 171 amino acids.